GACAUGCCAAACCCAUUGCAGAAAUCGCUGCAUGGUUACCUGUCAAAGAUCAAAAAAGAGACAGGGAAGCUGCAACUGUCUUCCUCACAUUCAUUCUCAUCCUCAAAGAAUUGGGUGCUUGGUAAGCAUCCCAAGAAGCUCUCCUUCUCCUUCAAGCACAGACGACGCAGCAGCAAGACCAGAUUCAGCAAAGAAGAACCCGUUUACCACCAGGACUCUGCUCACGCCGCCACCUUGUCCGACAUUGAUCGUUUUCUUGAGGAAAACUUCAAAUCCCUCUGCAUCAGAGACGACCAGGAGGAUGAUCAGCAUCAAGCCCGGGUGACCAAAAACAAGGAGAAAAGGGAGUCAUCAUCAGACGACAGUGAUGAUGAUGAUGAUGACGACGACUAUCGUCACAGAUUCGAGAGGACAUGGGGACAUGCCGUCUACGACUCCCCGAAACAGCCCCCGGAUUUGCUGAGAACAGAGAGGCUAUCUCCUCCGCCUGGAUCUUCGGAGGGCAGGCCUAGCAUGGAAACAACGUCAACAUCGUCGGAGAGGCAAUCGAGAUCCACCUUGGUGCUGCCGGAGAACUGCAUCGCGGUGUUAAGAUACACGGAUGAGCCGCAAGAGGAUUUCAGGCAGUCCAUGGUGGAGAUGAUGGAGUCCAAGUUAGGGAUGCGGGAAAGCGAAGUGGAUUGGGACUUGAUGGAAGAGCUACUCUUCUGCUAUCUGGAUCUCAACGACAAGAAGUCACACAAGUUCAUACUAAGCGCUUUCGUCGAUCUCAUCAUUGCUCUUCGUGAGAAGGAGAAGAGAAUCACCAGGAAAGGUCAUGUGAGGUCGCUCAGUACUCGUGCCGCCAGGGACAGGCUUAGGAAGAGGAUGAUCAUGAGUGACAACUAA
Molecule: messenger RNA, 888 nt
Organism: Arabidopsis thaliana (thale cress)
Lineage: Eukaryota; Viridiplantae; Streptophyta; Magnoliopsida; Brassicales; Brassicaceae
Gene: OFP14
Product: ovate family protein 14
Exons: 1
Coding region: 4-888 (294 amino acids)
Biological process (GO): negative regulation of DNA-templated transcription
Cellular component (GO): nucleus
Source: RefSeq, marked reviewed